Messenger RNA from Lolium rigidum, 1780 nucleotides. Its product is annotated as rop guanine nucleotide exchange factor 3-like. The transcript has 6 exons. Gene Ontology annotation, molecular function: guanyl-nucleotide exchange factor activity. The record is from RefSeq and is a predicted model, not a curated record. Bases 1 to 1401 code for a protein of 466 amino acids. Lineage: Eukaryota; Viridiplantae; Streptophyta; Magnoliopsida; Poales; Poaceae.
AUGGACACGCCGUCGUCGACGUGGGAGGAAGGCUCGCAGUCCGACUACGCCGACCUCGACGACGACAAUGGCAUGGAGCUGCAGCGGAUCCGGGUGGGACUCCCUCGACACCGCCGCGAGGAAGACGACGACGACGCCUCCGACGUGUCCUCCGAGUGCAGCGGCGAGCCGGGGAGCCCCUACGGGUCGCCGUACCCGCGGUGGCCGGUCUGCAAGCUAGCGCCGCGGAUGCCGCAACCGCCGCUGCUGCAGAGGCUCGGCACGGCGCCAAGGCUCGCUGGCGGCAUGGGCGACCGGAAAGCCGGUUACAGCGAGCUGCAGCUGAUGAGGGAGAGGUUCUCCAAGCUCCUACUCGGGGAGGACAUGUCCGGCGGCGGCAAGGGGGUCUCCAGCGCCGCUGCCAUCUCCAAUGCGAUCACCAACCUCUACGCGACCGUCUUCGGGAGCUGCCACAGGCUGGAGCCCCUGCCGGCGGAGAAGAGGUCCAUGUGGCGGCGGGAGAUGGACUGCCUGCUGUCGGUGUGCGACUACAUCGUCGAGUUCUUCCCGUCCAAGGAGAUCCUGCCCGACGGCACCGCCCGCGAGGUGAUGGCCACCAGGCCGAGAUCCGACAUCUACGUCAACCUCCCCGCCCUCGAGAAGCUAGACGACAUGCUGCUCGAGAUCCUGGACGGGUUCCAGAAGACUGAAUUCUGGUACCUCAACGACAAGGCGCACAAGGACAGCAGCGACGACUCGGCGCCGUGCCGUCCGGCGAGCCACCGCGGCGAGGAGAGGUGGUGGCUGCCCGUGCCCUGCGUCACCAAGCUCGGCCUCACGGAGUCGGCCCGGAGGGACCUGCGGAAGAAGCACGACUGCGCCAACCAGAUCCACAAGGCCGCCAUGGCCAUCAACAAUGGCAUUCUCGCCGAGAUCAAGAUUCCCGAGUCGUACACGCAGACACUUCCCAAGUGCGGACGGGCAAGCGUGGGCGACGCGAUCUACCGGCACAUGUCGUUCCCGGGCAAGUUCUCGCCGGAGUACCUGCUGGACUGCCUGGAGCUGUCGUCCGAGCACGAGGCCCUGGAGACGGCGGACCGCGUCGAGGCGGCCAUGCACGUGUGGCGGCGCAAGGCCAACCACGGCCACUCCAAGUCCCCAUGGAGCGCCGUCAAGGACCUGAUGGAGUCGGACAAGAACGUGAUGCUGGCGAGCAGGGCCGAGGACGUCCUGCUCUGCCUCAAGCAGCGCUUCCCCGGCCUCUCCCAGACCACCCUGGACGCGAGCAAGAUACAGUACAACAAGGAUGUUGGGCAAGCCAUCCUGGAGAGCUACUCUAGGGUGCUGGAGAGCCUGGCGUACACCAUAGUUACAUGUAUAGACGAUGUUCUUUUCGCCGACGAGUCUGCGAACAAGAUCUGAUGAUCAUUUGUUCAUCCUCCCUGGACCAGAAUCCAAAAUAAGGGUCCAUACGUCCAUCCAACAAUCUGUACAUUAUGCCAUAACAUGUAGUAGUACUAAUGGAAGAUAGCAUGAACACAUCCUAGCUAGCUAGCCAUGUUUGGGGCUGCAUUCAGUCAUUCCCAUGGUCCCUCGGCCACAUUGCAUUCUCUGUCAUGAGUACAGUAUCGUUGUCACUUGUGAAUUUUCUCACAUAUUUGGCAUGGAUUGGCAUGGAUGGGCCUGGACCUCACAAGUUGGCAACUGACAUGAUUCACCGCAGUAUGAUCUGUAACACAGAAGUGCAUCUCACAAACAAGGAAAAGUAUCCUGCUCUCAAGAGGGGAAAAAGUUUUAGGAC